CACUUUGAUACAAUUUAAGGCUGCCUGAGACAAAUCCAGCUCCUAGCAAAUAAUGCAGUGUCAGUUCCUGAGGAGGCACGAUUUCAUUCUCACCAAAACGUGACGGGUUCAUUCGCAUGGCAUUAGCACCUUACCGGAAAGCAGAAAUGCGCUAAAGCUAAGGUGAGGACUCCCGACUCCUGAGCGUCAGGACGGCGCGGGGAAGGCGGAAGGAGCCGAGUGCCCACGGAAGCGCUCGUCUCGCCUUCGGCAACCAUCGUCAGGGGGCGGGGCUCGCGUAGCGGCGCGUUCCGCGCGGGGCAUUGUGGGAAGGGCGGCCGGUGCAUUCGCGGCUGCCAUCUUUGCAACUCCUGGCGUUGCGGCCUUGUCUUUGGAGGCGGCUUUCGUGGCGGCCGUCGACCUAAGAGAGCGGUAUAAAGUCAGCUGGCUGACAGCUUUCCCUCCCCCGGCCUCGACAGCACGGCCAGCCGGGGUCCGGAGGCGGAAGCUAGGGCAGUGGGACGCGUGCAGGGCCCGAGGCCAGCGGUUAGUCACAGCGUCGCCCGGAAGGAUGGGCCGGUCUCGGAGCCGGAGCUCGUCCCGCUCCAAACACACGAAGAGCAGCAAACACAACAAGAAGCGGAGCCGGUCGCGGUCGCGGUCCCGGGACAAGGAGCGCGUGCGGAAGCGCUCCAAGUCGCGGGAGAGUAAACGGAACCGGCGGCGGGAGUCGCGGUCCCGCUCGCGCUCCACCAACACUGCCGUGUCCCGGCGCGAGCGGGACCGGGAGCGCGCCUCGUCCCCGCCCGACCGCAUCGACAUCUUCGGGCGCACGGUGAGCAAGCGCAGCAGCCUGGACGAGAAGCAGAAGCGAGAGGAGGAGGAGAAGAAAGCGGAGUUCGAGCGGCAGCGAAAAAUUCGACAGCAAGAAAUAGAAGAAAAACUCAUCGAGGAAGAAACAGCACGAAGAGUGGAAGAAUUAGUGGCAAAAAGGGUAGAGGAAGAAUUGGAGAAAAGGAAGGAUGAAAUUGAGCGAGAAGUUCUCCGAAGGGUGGAGGAAGCCAAGCGCAUCAUGGAAAAGCAGUUGCUCGAAGAACUCGAGCGACAGAGACAAGCUGAGCUUGCAGCACAAAAAGCCAGAGAGGAGGAAGAACGUGCAAAACGUGAGGAGCUAGAGCGAAUACUGGAAGAGAAUAACCGAAAAAUUGCAGAAGCACAAGCCAAACUGGCUGAAGAGCAGUUGAGAAUUGUUGAAGAACAAAGAAAGAUUCAUGAGGAAAGGAUGAAACUAGAACAAGAGCGACAACGUCAACAAAAAGAAGAACAAAAAAUUAUCCUGGGCAAGGGGAAGUCCAGGCCCAAACUGUCCUUCUCACUAAAAACCCAGGAUUAAAUUGCAAACUCUGAACUUUUUACAAAGAAAAAUGGAAAAACUUUGUAUGGUAGCUUCAUGUUGAAGUGGUUUUUUGUUUUUUUUGUUUUGUUUUGUUUUGUUUUUUUUGUUUUGUUUUGUUUUUUAAUUUGGAAAAUCUGGAAAAGUUAGCUUGUUCUAAUAGGGGCUAUGCUCUGCAUUCCUUUUCCCCCCCUUAACUUCCAUUAAGUCAGAUCCUUAUCAGAUCAUUAUUGUCUUCUAGAAAGUGAUCUAUUUUUCAUCUGUUUAGAUUCUGUAUUAGUGGUCUGAAGAAGAGCAGAUCACUUUGUAAACUGUGGAUGGUCUGAUAAGGUUUUUACUGACCCAUUGACUUCAGAGUUAUACUCUGUCUAUUACAUCAUAAUGCUGGUUUUGCUGACUUUUUGUUUUUUUAUAUAUUUAUAAAAAAAGAAAAAGUUGGAAAUUGCAUUGGAAGCUCCCAGGGUGUUACUGGACCUAUGUGGUGUAUUGUUAAACCAGUGUCCUUGUGAUACUGUUGCUCUUGGUGUUCCUGAUACAGGUAAGGAAACAGUUGGUCAGCUCUGCUACAAAAUAUAUAUACAGUUCAGUAUUGUCUCUGUUCAGUUUGUUUUUAUUUCAUUGACAAAAUCAAACCAGCAUUCCCCAUUGUGUAAAUAAAUGAUUUUGCUGAAUAAAGUAAAGUCUUAAAUUCA
Messenger RNA from Ailuropoda melanoleuca (giant panda), 2064 nucleotides. RefSeq names its product arginine and glutamate rich 1 (gene ARGLU1). The transcript is spliced from 5 exons. Bases 551 to 1372 code for a protein of 273 amino acids. Gene Ontology annotation, molecular function: cadherin binding. NCBI's taxonomy places the organism in Eukaryota, Metazoa, Chordata, Mammalia, Carnivora, Ursidae. Gene Ontology annotation, cellular component: nucleoplasm; mitochondrion. The record is from RefSeq and is a predicted model, not a curated record.